AGACUUUUUCCGAUGUACCGAUUCACCAAAUCCUUUAUUGUCUCGCUACCCAAACCCACCCAUUACCGGACCCCAAGCCCAUGACCGACAGCAUCUGGCCUCCGCCGCCGCCUCCCAUGCCCGACCCAACCCUCCCCUCUCCAUCCCCUUCAGCUUCUGUCUCAUGCACCGCCGUCGCCUCAGUCUCCGCCAACCCCAUCUCCGUCUUAGACGGCGACGAAUCCCUCUCUCGCCCCAAAAAGCUCCGCAAGGUGUCCCCAGACUCCACUGCCCCUCUGCCCCUGCCCCCACCCCCUUUCUUCCUCCUCCCUCGACCCCUCUCUGCCCCAGGAGAACUUGACGCCGCUAUUCGCCACCUCCGCGCUGCCGACCCUCACCUCGCUGCAGUCAUCGACGAGCUCGAACCCCUUAGCCUCCACCAGUUUCAGCCCCCGUUUCUAACCCUAGCACGCAGCAUCAUCCACCAACAACUCGCACCGAAAGCCGCCGUUCCCACCUACGAGCGAUUCCUCAAGCUCUGCGAAGUCCACGGUGGCGUCUCACCCGCCGCAGUUCUCGCACUCUCCGCUGAACACCUCCGCCAGAUCGGCAUCUCGGCUCGAAAAUCCAGCUAUCUCCACGACCUUUCCCGCAAGUUCCAUACUGGAGUUCUCUCCGACGCGGCGAUCGUGUCGCUCGACGAUCGUUCGCUGCUGUCGUUGCUGACUAUGGUGGAAGGGAUCGGGACGUGGUCGGCGCACAUGUUUAUGAUCUUCUCACUGCAUCGGCCUGAUAUUCUUCCGGUGGGGGAUGCCACGGUGCGGCGCGGUGUGCAGCUUUUGUAUGGGUUAGGGGAGACGCCGCGUCCAUCACAGAUGGAGCAGUUGUGUGAACGGUGGAGGCCGUAUAGGUCUGUGGGAUCAUGGUACAUGUGGCGGCUAUCGCAGGCUAAGGCCGCGGCCACACCGAGCGCUGUUGGGCUACUAGCGGGUGCGCCUCAUCAGUCUUUGAUGAUGGAUACUUUUCAGGUAGACAGGUAGCCUCGGGGAUGAACAAUUCUUCAGUGCUCUCCUUGCUUGAAUGAUGAUUCUAUGAAUCAAACUAAGGAUCUCAAGCUUACAUCCCUUGGUGAAUUUUGGUCAAUGGAUAUUUUAUUCUCCAGAUUAUGAUAUUAAGGUGAUGAUGGAAUUUUGAUUUUUAGGGGGGAUACAAAAAUUUUGGUCAGUCAACAGUUGCAAUAUGUGUUUCUGUGAGGGUUAAUACUUAGUGGAGUUGUAUGGAAUUUCAUUUUGUUGUCGACUUGCUAUUUAUUCUGUGUGCUCUUUUAGCAAAGAAAUAUUGUAUUACUGUUUCUGGUUGUAGUUUAAGACUUGUUCAAUUCAGCUCUUAAUUUUUACCAUCUUCUUU
This is a messenger RNA of Dendrobium catenatum, 1386 nucleotides long. Its product is annotated as probable DNA-3-methyladenine glycosylase 2. The coding region runs from base 81 to 1019 and encodes 312 amino acids. Lineage: Eukaryota; Viridiplantae; Streptophyta; Magnoliopsida; Asparagales; Orchidaceae. The record is from RefSeq and is a predicted model, not a curated record. Gene Ontology annotation, molecular function: DNA-3-methyladenine glycosylase activity; DNA-7-methylguanine glycosylase activity; alkylated DNA binding. The transcript is spliced from 3 exons. Gene Ontology annotation, cellular component: nucleus; protein-DNA complex. Gene Ontology annotation, biological process: DNA alkylation repair; base-excision repair, AP site formation; base-excision repair.